AUGGGAGACGGAUGGACGGAAGUUCGGCACCGGAAAAAACCAGGGAUUCAUCGGAACGAUUCUGACAUAACAAGCUAUUUCGUUUCCAACAUUCCCAAUGGUACGACAAAAGAAGAGUUCAGGAGAAUAUUCAAGACAUUUGGGACGCUGUCAGACGUCUACUUUGGAGGAAGAAAAGGAAAAAAUGGGAAGAACUUUGGCUUCAUUCGAUUUGAGAAUGUUACAGACAAGAAGUUACUAGAAUCAAAACUGAAUGGUAUAAUUUGCAGGAACUAUAAACUGGAGAUAAAUAUAGCGAGACAUGAAAGGACAGAGAAACUGCAGCCACCCAGUGGGGUGAGAAGAUGGAGUCGUACUCACGUGCCGAUCCCAGUCAAAGUUAGAGGAGGAUUCACGGGUGAAAAAUCAUAUGCAGAAGCUCUUAGUGGUGGUGACAAAGUCAAAAUCCUCCUAAAGAACCUACCACCCAACCUUGCGCCUGUUCGUCUAGUUAUCAAUGAAAAUAUGGUGCGUUGGUUGAAGGGGUCCACUCUCAUCGGUGAGGUGAAAUCAUUAGACCAUCUCGGACAUCUGCCGGCAUUGCUCUCUAUUCAUUGUGACAUGGAUAUGAAGGUCAAAUACGCGGGAGGUAUGAAGGCCAUUCUUGAGUUUGGAUCAUCGUCUAAAGCUAAGGAUUUCCUGUCGAACGAAAAAAACUGGAAAGAUAUAUUCAACUCUAUCAAGCUUGGUGGAGAGAAUGAUUAUAAAUUUGAUCGUGUUGCAAAUGUAAGAAUUGUUGGAUUGCCUAUAAGGUUAUGGAGUGAACCAAAUUUCUCUGCCAUUGUGGAGAAGUUCGGGAAGAUAAUUAUUCCGUUUGAUCAUAUUGGGGAUAGAAUGGACCUCUCAGUAGUAAAAAUCGGCAUCCUUACGGAAGAAAAGAAAAAGAUCAAUGAAGUUAUUAAGACUGAAGUUGGUGAGGAAACGUUCGACAUUGGUGUGGUUGAGUAUGAAGAUGAACCAUGGUUUCCCUUCAAGUUCGAUGAUGUUGAUCAACCAUAUCAAUCUGAACCUGAAGAUAAUUCUGACGGGGACACAGAAGUUGUUGAAUCCGACAAAGACGACGGUGUGCAUGGUUCUAAUGAAGAUGAAGAUGGUAUUUCAGAUACAUGGAUGGAUGAUAUUGAAGAUGGUGAAAUAGUUGGAGAUGUGAAUAGGAAAAGCAAUGGAAUCAGAUGUUGUGGGAUCGCCGGUGAAGAAGUCUCUUCCGAUGGCCCGGACGCAGUAGCAGUCCCGCACCAAGCGCCUAUGGCGAUCUUGGAAUCCGAAAAGGCGUUUACUUAUUCCAAUGAAGUGAAAACGAUUCUGAUUCCCACUGAUACUGGCCUAACUGAUGAUAAUGAAGCAUGUGGAGAUAAGCCUAAGGAAUUCGAUCGGGGCACAGUUGGCCUGGCCAUACAGGAUGCUUGUAAAAUGGAUAAUCCGCUAUUGGGCUCCCCAAGGCCCACUUCGCCCACCUCCUUCCCUUCCAUAUUAGCCCAGUCAGGUUGUUUUGGACCUUUUCCAUAUAACAAGCAGACCCCUUCCCCCACUUGUCAAACAUCCCAACUGCAAGGUAUCAAUAUUGGGCGUUCGUAA
Lactuca virosa is the source of this 1614-nucleotide messenger RNA. The record is from the annotation of a GenBank genome assembly. Lineage: Eukaryota; Viridiplantae; Streptophyta; Magnoliopsida; Asterales; Asteraceae.